Molecule: messenger RNA, 705 nt
Organism: Botrytis sinoallii
Lineage: Eukaryota; Fungi; Ascomycota; Leotiomycetes; Helotiales; Sclerotiniaceae
Exons: 1
Coding region: 1-705 (234 amino acids)
Source: RefSeq, a predicted model, not a curated record
AUGCCUGCUGAGGGGAAUCGCGCACCAGACAACCUUACUUUCACGACCAUCCUGAACGCAUUUCGCAUGAAGGUUAUUAGCCAGCGAGACAUGCCUGAAAAGGACCUUUUAAAAAUGAAAGAGAAAAUUAUAGCUAGUGCGCAUCGAAUGUGGGGGGACAUCUAUACUCGUUGGCGCAAAGGAGAUAUAAUGGUCGAUGAAGAGCUUGUCUGUGCUAUGGGCCGGACAUUACUACUUGGUUCAGAAGAAGACAACGAUGAUGUUUUGUCCCUUGUUCAGCAGACAAUGAACAUUCGACGCCAAGUACCUCAGCGAGGUACAAAAUCUCGAAAGAAGAUUGAACCGGGACUACAAGGGCAGUCCAGACCUGAUGACAAUAAGGGAUUAGCCGAGAUAGAAGGCGGUGAUAUCGAUCCUCCUAAAGAUCUCGAAAACAUAUUUUCUAGCUACGGAACUGCAGUGGCUUCAUUGCCCAAGUCGCAUGUAUACGCUACUCCAGGACCAAACACAUUAUCUAUGAUAAUGAAGGCAUUACUAAAAUUAUCUAAAAAGGACGCUGCAACAAAAUAUUGGCAACUUUUCACGAAAGAGUUGGGUGUUGUACCUGAUGCGGAUAAUUACCACAGAUAUCUGAGAAUCCUCCGAGUCUCCCGAUCGAGUCGAGAGGUCCUGGAACUUUUACAAACAAUGCCCAAGAAACCUUGA